Messenger RNA from Aplosporella prunicola CBS 121167, 1267 nucleotides. RefSeq lists its product as uncharacterized. The record is from RefSeq and is a predicted model, not a curated record. Lineage: Eukaryota; Fungi; Ascomycota; Dothideomycetes; Botryosphaeriales; Aplosporellaceae. The coding region runs from base 256 to 1056 and encodes 266 amino acids. The transcript has a single exon.
CUCGAAGAAAUGUCUGGCUGCUCGCAAGCCGCCCAUAUAUCGUCCGGUGUAUUACCAGACGCUGGUGUUUGGAUGCUUUGCGCUGGCAGCACGGGCAACAUCAGGUGCUUAUCGCUUAACGCCGCUAUCACCACAACCUUGCGGGUAGAGCGCUCUCUGCUCUCCGGCUUCGCAAAAACGUCAAUAGUUGAUCAACCACCAUCGACACACCUGUCAGCACAUUCUUAUCGCACUAGAUACUACUAAUUUCCAGCGAUGCGUCUGUCGAAGUCUUUGACCGCCUCUCUCCUCGGAAGCUUCGCUGCGGCGUCGCUGGUUCCCUCCCCGCAGCACAUCUUCAGCAACCCUGCCGACCAUGUCUCGCCGAUGUACCGCAUCCCGACAGUCCACGAGUCGGCCGUCAUGGCCCGGCGCAUCCUGCACCUGAGCGGGCUGGGCACGUUGGCAACUAUAUUCCCCGAGGGCAGCAGCAGCACCGCGACGGACGCGGACGAGGAGGCGCCGUCGCCGCAGGAGCGCCGCCCCGCAUCUGUGGCCGGCACGCCUAUCGGCCUUGUCGACUACGUCGCCGACUGCGAGCACGCGACGGGCAACCCCACGCUGCUGGCCAUCGACAUUGCGACGUCGUUCAAGAACGCCGCCGCCGGCAGCAACGUCUCGCUGUCGCUGGCGUGGGAGCUGCCCCCUGGAUCGGCGCCGCGUUCGCCCGCUUCGCUGCCGCGCUUCUCCCUGCAGGGCUACUUUGAGCGCCUGGAGCCCGAGGACCUCGUCGCCCAUGCCAUACCCGCCUGUUUCGCAAAGUACCACCCCGAUUCCGUGGCCUGGUACCCUGGAAACCCUAUCCACCAGAGCCACUGGGUCAGAUUCGUGGUCCGUGAGGUUUACUGGAUUGGCGGCUUUGGCGAUCGCGCGUACAUUGGCUGGAUUCCCGCUGAGGAAUGGAGAAACGUCACGAGGCAAGAGGUGCGCGACUGUGUGCUGCCGGGUGAGAAGAAGAAGAGGCAGGGUUCUUGGAGGGAGUGGCUGGGCCUGAACGAGAAGAGCUGGGAACUGUGAAGGAGAGGGAAUUUGUAAAGAGGAAGAGAGAAAUGAUGCGGAGCGUUGUUGAACGGAGUAAGUAAGUUGUUAAUUUGGAGCAUCGGAUGUCACGAAGCACGAGAUGAGACGAGAGCAUUACCAGGGCGGAGAGCAGACUGUCAUUCACUUGUCCGUUUGCAUCUAGCAUAUUCAAGUCGAAAUGCCGCUCAACGCCCAUGAGCCAACGAGA